AUGCCACCUGCCAGUGCCCAUCAGUGCCACAUUUCAGUGCCCAUCAGUGCCACAUAUCAGUGCCCAUCUGAGCUGCCUUUCAGUGUCGCCCAUCAGUGCCAGUCAGUGCCACCUAUCAAUGCCAGUCAGUGCCACCUAUCAGUGCUGCCAAUCAGUGCCACUUAUCAGUGCCAGUCAGUGCCGCCUAUCAGUGUGCGUCAGUGCUGCCUAUCAGUGCCCGUCAGUGCUGCCUAUCAGUGCCGCCUAACAGUGCCAGUCAGUGCCGCCUAUCAGUGCCACCUAUCAGUGCCGCUUAUCAGUGCCAUAUAUGAGUGCUGCCUUUCAGUGCCCAUCAGUGCUAGCAGUGCCUCCUCAUCAGUGCCCAUCAGUGCCACCUAUCAGUGUCCAUCAGUGCAGCCUAUCAGUGCCCAUCAC
Staurois parvus is the source of this 414-nucleotide messenger RNA. NCBI's taxonomy places the organism in Eukaryota, Metazoa, Chordata, Amphibia, Anura, Ranidae. The record is from the annotation of a GenBank genome assembly.